AUGGAAUCUGAACCACCACCAGCUGAAAUGCCCGCAGAAUCAACAUCUGUCCAAAAUGAUGACGAAUCUAAUAAGGAUCCAAAUACUAAUGCUAAUAAUACUCCAGCUCUGUCGGGUCCGGCUGUUGCGAAUACUGGAGAUGUAGUGGCUACCUCUGCGCCAUCGUCGGCAAAGGAAACUCCGAAAUCGAAUUCAAAAAAACCUAAGAAAAGGAAACCCAAAGCUCCUCGCGAUGUUACAGCACCUCGGCAACCGCUGACUGGAUAUGUCAGAUACUUGAACGAACGAAGAGAUCAAUUGCGAGCUGAACAGCCAGAUCUAGGAUUUGCGGAGUUAACUCGCCAGUUAGCUAGUGAAUGGAGCAAAUUACCUGCUGAAGAAAAGAAACAAUAUUUAGAUGCUGCAGACCAAGACAAAGAAAGAUACCUACGUGAAUGGGCUGAAUAUAAAAAGACAGAUGCAUAUAAAGAGUUCAGGAGACAGCAGCUAGAACAAAAGGAUCCCAACUUCUCAAAGAAAGUAAAACAUAAUCCACCAGAGAUAGCUGUUCCUGCAGCAGGAAUUACACCAGCUCCUGCAGAUCAAAAUGCAACUACAAACACAAACAGUGGUACUGCUCCAGCAGCUAUAAAUGUGCCUCGGCAGCCAACACCACCUCGACCCAGACCUUGUAUAACACCAGCUUCAGGUGAAGAAUUAACUGCUGGAGACACAGAUAUACCCAUAUUUACAGAUCAAUUCCUUCAACAUAAUAAGCUAAGAGAAUCUGAAUUAAGGCAGUUGAGAAAAGCCAAUUCAGAUUAUGAACAACAGAAUGCAAUAUUACAAAGACACGCUGAAGAAGUAAGUGGAGCUACUGCUAAACUUAGAGUUGAAACUGCAGCUGCCGCAGAGCGCACGGCUGCUUUAUUAGCACAUCGUCGCGCACUUGUUGCUGCACUAGUCCAAGCAUUGCAACUAGUGGCAAUACCAGGAGGACCAACAGGCGCCACAGAGCAAAACAUUGAGGAAUAUUUAGAGAAAUUGCAAAAUCUAGCAACUGAAGGUAAAAAUAGUGCAGUUGUAAAACAAGUUCGUGAUAUUCUCAAUAAUAUAGAACUACCUAUCAAUUAA
Molecule: messenger RNA, 1113 nt
Organism: Spodoptera littoralis (African cotton leafworm)
Lineage: Eukaryota; Metazoa; Arthropoda; Insecta; Lepidoptera; Noctuidae
Source: the annotation of a GenBank genome assembly